Pongo pygmaeus (Bornean orangutan) is the source of this 2373-nucleotide messenger RNA. RefSeq names its product major facilitator superfamily domain containing 1 (gene MFSD1). Gene Ontology annotation, molecular function: transmembrane transporter activity. The transcript has 16 exons. Gene Ontology annotation, cellular component: lysosome. Gene Ontology annotation, biological process: transmembrane transport. NCBI's taxonomy places the organism in Eukaryota, Metazoa, Chordata, Mammalia, Primates, Hominidae. Bases 94 to 1638 code for a protein of 514 amino acids. The record is from RefSeq and is a predicted model, not a curated record.
GCCCCAUGAACACAGUCACCCAGGGAAAGCGAACCGCGCCAGGCCCUCUCAUCGCCUGCCGGGUCCGUCCUCCUAGCGCUCGCGGCCGCUCACAUGGGCGUGGCCCUGCGUGACGGGCCGGGGCGUCACGUGAGCGCCCGGAGUCAUGUGACCGCCGUCUUGCCAGUGUUCCACGGGCGCUGCUUCCUGCCGGGGCUUGGAGUUGUCACCACUUUCCCCUCUCCGUCUCCUGCGGGCGCCAUGGAGGAGGAGGAUGAGGAAGCGCGGGCGCUCCUGGCAGGCGGCCCUGGCGAGGCCGACAGAGGUGCCCCGGCCACCCCCGGGGCCCUGCUGGCCCUCUGCGACCCCAGUCGCCUGGCGCACCGGCUUUUGGUGCUGUUACUGAUGUGCUUCCUUGGCUUUGGCAGCUAUUUUUGCUAUGAUAAUCCUGCUGCCCUUCAGACUCAAGUUAAACGAGAUAUGCAAGUGAAUACCACGAAAUUCAUGCUGCUGUAUGCCUGGUAUUCUUGGCCCAAUGUAGUUUUGUGUUUCUUUGGUGGCUUUUUGAUAGACCGAGUAUUUGGAAUACGAUGGGGCACAAUCAUUUUUAGCUGCUUUGUUUGCAUUGGACAGGUUGUUUUUGCCCUGGGUGGGAUAUUUAAUGUUUUUUGGCUGAUGGAAUUUGGAAGAUUUGUAUUUGGGAUUGGUGGAGAGUCCUUAGCAGUUGCCCAGAAUACAUAUGCUGUGAGCUGGUUUAAAGGCAAAGAGUUAAACCUGGUGUUUGGACUUCAACUUAGCAUGGCUAGAAUUGGAAGUACAGUAAACAUGAACCUCAUGGGAUGGCUGUAUUCUAAGAUUGAAGCUUUGUUAGGUUCUGCUGGUCACACAACCCUCGGGAUCACACUUAUGAUUGGGGGUAUAACGUGUAUUCUUUCACUAAUCUGUGCCUUGGCUCUUGCCUACUUGGAUCAGAGAGCAGAGAGAAUCCUUCAUAAAGAACAAGGAAAAACAGGUGAAGUUAUUAAAUUAACUGAUGUGAAGGACUUCUCCUUACCCCUGUGGCUCCUAUUUAUCAUCUGUGUCUGCUAUUAUGUUGCUGUGUUCCCUUUUAUUGGACUUGGGAAAGUUUUCUUUACAGAGAAAUUUGGAUUUUCUUCCCAGGCAGCAAGUGCAAUUAACAGUGUUGUAUAUGUCAUAUCAGCUCCCAUGUCCCCGGUGUUUGGGCUCCUGGUGGAUAAAACAGGGAAGAACAUCAUCUGGGUUCUUUGCGCGGUAGCAGCCACUCUUGUGUCCCACAUGAUGCUGGCCUUUACAAUGUGGAACCCUUGGAUUGCUAUGUGUCUUCUGGGACUCUCCUAUUCAUUGCUUGCCUGUGCAUUGUGGCCAAUGGUGGCAUUUGUAGUUCCUGAACAUCAGCUGGGAACUGCAUAUGGCUUCAUGCAGUCCAUUCAGAAUCUUGGGCUGGCCAUCAUUUCCAUCAUUGCUGGUAUGAUACUGGAUUCUCGGGGGUAUUUGUUUUUAGAAGUGUUCUUCAUUGCCUGCGUUUCUUUGUCACUUUUAUCUGUGGUCUUACUCUAUUUGGUGAAUCGUGCCCAGGGUGGGAACCUAAAUUAUUCUGCAAGACAAAGAGAAGAAAUAAAAUUUUCCCAUACUGAAUGAGAAGUUAAAAUGAAUGUGUCAUGAGAAUGGGCUUAACACAUCGUUGGUUUGAAAACCUCCAUUUUUAGAAAUUUAGAGUUUAGUCAUUAGAAAAAAUAAUGGACUGGAAAGUUAUAUUUAUAUCCAAAUAUACCUAUUUCAAAGUGUAUUUGUGAGGCCUGUUUUAGCCUGUGUCUUUUGUAUUGUGUGCUGCUAAAGAAUUCUACUUUUAGUAGGCUAAUCAACAAUGAAAGGGUUAGAAAAUUUUUGUGGAACAUCCAGGUGAACUUCAGGAAGGACAGUGAAAAAUGGAAAACAUUGGAGCUUCUGUUGAGAUAAUCUUCAUUAGGUAUAUAUCUUAGGGAUACAGCCUUUUCUUUAUCUUAUAGCAGGAAAAAAAAAACUUUUGAGGGGAAUAGAAGGACUGUGUUACACAAAAUAAACAAUAGCGUUGUCAUAGGCCUUCCUUUUAGUAGUAGGGCAUAAUGCUAGGGAAUAUGUGAAGAUGUUUUUAUGAAGUCUCUUUCCGAUCACGAGCAAUAGCUUGCGCUCUACUCUGUAGUUAUGUGGAUUGCUGAGCAAUGACCCUUUUCAAUUUCUUAUUUCUGUGUUACUGAGGACCCUAAUUACUUAGGGAUGUAAUUUUAUAGUAUAAACUUUCUGUACAGUUUUUCUUAUAGUCUAAUAAGUAAAAAGUGUCCUUCAAAUUAUGAUAAUUGCCUAUGUACAUGGAUAAAUUAAAACACUGCACACGGA